AUGGUAAAUGUAGCUUCACUGCCUUCAAUGGAACUGCCCCCCUUUGCCCAAGAUGGACAAAAGAGGAAGAAAUCAUUAAGAAAGAAACUGGACUCAUUAGGAAAGGAGAAGAACAGAGACAAAGAAUUUAUUCCCCAGGCUUUUGGAAUGCCCUUGUCCCAAGUGAUUGCUAAUGACCGGGCCUACAAACUCAAGCAAGACUCUCAGAGAGAAGAACAAAAAGAUGUUUCAGAUUUUGUGGCCUUUCUCUUGCCAUUUGGAACUAAAAGACAGAACAAAGAACUUUCAAGCAGUAACUCAUCUCUUAGCUCAACCUCAGAAACACCGAAUGAAUCCACUUCUCCUAACACACCCGAGCCAGCACCACGAGCAAGGAGACGUGGUGCGAUGUCUGUGGACUCUAUUACAGAUCUCGAUGACAAUCAGUCACGAUUGUUAGAGGCUCUCCAGCUCUCUUUGCCAGCAGAAGCCCAGAGCAAGAAAGAAAAGGCAAGAGAUAAGAAACUAAGCCUGAACCCUAUUUAUAGGCAGGUUCCGCGGCUUGUAGAUAGUUGCUGCCAGCACUUGGAAAAGCAUGGUCUUCAGACAGUAGGAAUAUUCAGAGUUGGAAGCUCAAAAAAGAGAGUAAGACAGUUACGUGAAGAGUUUGACCGAGGCAUAGAUGUUGUAUUAGACGAAGAGCACAGCAUUCAUGAUGUUGCUGCUUUAUUAAAAGAAUUUCUGCGUGACAUGCCGGACCCGCUUCUCACCAGAGAACUUUAUACACCUUUCAUCAACACUCUCUUACUAGAGCCAGAUGAACAGCUAAGCACCUUACAGCUUCUCAUUUAUCUUCUACCUCCCUGUAACUGCGAUACCCUCCACCGGCUGCUGCAGUUCCUCUCCACAGUGGCUGGCCAUGCAGAAGACACCACAGACAAAGAUGGCCAAGAGAUUACUGGGAACAAAAUGACAUCACUUAACUUGGCUACCAUCUUUGGCCCUAACUUGUUGCACAAGCAGAAAUCUACAGACAAAGAAUUCUCAGUUCAGAGCUCAGCUCGAGCUGAAGAGAGUACUGCUAUCAUUGCUGUUGUACAAAAGAUGAUUGAAAACUAUGAAGCCCUUUUCAUGGUUUCCCCUGACCUACAGAAUGAAGUGCUUAUCAGCCUAUUAGAGACUGACCCAGAUGUUGUGGACUAUUUGUUGAGGAGGAAGGCUUCCCAGUCAUCGAGCCCCGAGAUGCUGCGGUCAGAAGGUUCCUACUCCACAGGAGGAAGACAUUCUUCCACAGACUCCAACAAAGCUUCGAGUGGAGAUGUCUCCCCUUAUGACAACAACUCCCCGGUACUGUCUGAGCGCUCGCUGAUGGCAAUGCAAGAAGAAGUUGCCCGCAGCCCAGAUAAGCUGUACAAGGUACCUGAACAGUACACACUGGUUGGACAUUUGCAGCCUAAGACAAAGGAGAAUUCUUCUGCAUCACAGGCUGGAAAAGAUGUUUCCGAAGAUCAUUUUGAUAUCUGGGGCACCUGGCAUUCAACACUGAAAAGUGGCUGCAAAGAUCCAGCAAUGACAGGUUCUUACAGGAACAUUUACGAAAGCAGCUUGCCAAGACCCGGACAGUACUCUCUUUCCCAGGGGAACCUGGCCAUGUAUUCUCCUCAGUGGCAGGGCAGCUCCUCCGAAUUGGACACCAGCAGACAGGUCAUGCGGCGGAGCCAGACGACCGCUGCCAUUCCUGAGCGUCAGCUCCAUCCCACAGUGUCUCGGGUGUGCAGUAACCCACAAAUUGAAGUCGGCGGUAGGAGUUCAGACCUGUCACACUCAAAGUCAGAGCGGCACUUGACUUUAAGCGGUGUGAAGGACCUCAGGGAGCAUGACUCGAACGUAGGUUGUUCACAAAGCACAGCCAAGCCCUCCUACAGAAAAGAGAGGCCACCACCCCCUUACCCAGGCCCAGCAAAAACAAGCUCUGCGUUGUCACAGCAAUCGAGUGUUUCUUCAACGUUGCACUCUUUGUGGAGACUUCAAGGCCAAGAAAAAAAUUCAGGGACCACAGCAGCUGGAGGACCACCAGCAAAAGCCCCUGACCAGGCCACCUCCAGGCAGGAGCGGCCGGCCCCACACACCCAAACAGGUCACACCUGUUCCACAGCUCCUCAUGGUCAGAACAGUAAAAAUGCUUCAGAGGCGGACUGGCAUGAUUGGCAAAGGGAGAGGUGGCAAAUUUGGGAGCUACUAUCAGCUGAUAACCCCGAUGCUCUCCCGGAAACCCUUGUAUGAUCAGACUCUACAGAACUGCCACUCAUACCUACACCUGCCUCUCAUAGGAAAGCAAUGGUGACAUUGGAAAAUGGGGAGGGCUUGUUUGUUUUAUACCAACUGAAUUGCAUAUACUUUUUUAAAACUUUGUUCACUUUAAUUUCUUAACAGCACUGUCAAGCAGUCCAUUUACAAAUACAGUAUGUUCCUGGUUUUCAGCAAGCUUUGGAGAAAAAACAAGAUGAAAAUUUAGUUUAAUAACUGUAUAUGCAUACCCUGUGUAUAAGAUAAAACUGUUGCUUUGAUGUUGCUAAAAAUGUAUUUAUAUAUCUGCAGUUUUGAUGAUUGUAUAUUCUGUAAUGGGUAUUGUAUGAUAAUCAUAUAUUAUGUUUUCAUAUACAGAUGUCAGUUGUUCAUGACUGCUUUUUUAAAAAAAUCACUGCACUUACAUUACCGUGAUAUGCAUUGGAAUUCUAUAGAAAGUGCACAAGCUGGUUUCUGUGCUUAUAUAUAUAAAAAAAAACCACAAACCCAACCUGUUAAAGGGGGAAGUUGUCCUUCUUUUCACUGCCUAUUGAAAAACACUAAAAUAGAGUGGAACAUGAAAAGCCAUAUGUUUUAUAAGGGUAAUAGCGAGCUUAGAGGGGAAAAUACCAAAUAUGUUUUUCUUAUAAAUAUAUUUGCAAAUGAAAUUAAAAUUUGAUAAAAGAUUGUAAAAAAUAUUUUUUUAGAUUCUAGUAGGAAGCAGCUCAGAGAAUCAACUAAGAGCAAGGCCGUGCCUAAACCAACUAAGGAUGUAGUGCAAAGGUCUACCCUCCAAUUCUAGAGGAAAACCAAUGUUAUAUAUACAGGAUAUAAUAUAUAUAUUUAUAAAUGUAUGAUUUUA
Messenger RNA from Antrostomus carolinensis (chuck-will's-widow), 3127 nucleotides. RefSeq names its product Rho GTPase activating protein 6 (gene ARHGAP6). Lineage: Eukaryota; Metazoa; Chordata; Aves; Caprimulgiformes; Caprimulgidae. Gene Ontology annotation, biological process: signal transduction. The record is from RefSeq and is a predicted model, not a curated record. The transcript has 12 exons. Bases 1 to 2262 code for a protein of 753 amino acids.